This is a messenger RNA of Mucor velutinosus, 1008 nucleotides long. Its product is annotated as mitogen activated protein kinase 2. The record is from RefSeq and is a predicted model, not a curated record. The coding region runs from base 1 to 1008 and encodes 335 amino acids. Lineage: Eukaryota; Fungi; Mucoromycota; Mucoromycetes; Mucorales; Mucoraceae. Gene Ontology annotation, molecular function: Hsp90 protein binding. The transcript is spliced from 5 exons.
AUGUCUGACGAUAAUAAGCAAUUAGCUCUAGCUGAAAAGGAUCUCGGUAACCAGGCCUACAAGAAGCGCGAAUUCGAUGUCGCUCUCGGUCACUAUGACAAGGCAUACGAAUUGGAUAAUACCAACAUUACCUUUUUGACCAACAAAGCUGCCGUUCUUUUUGAACAAGAAAAGUUUGAAGAUUGUAUCAAGGUCUGUGAGGAUGCCAUUGAACGCGGUCGUGAGUUGAGAUGUGAUUACAAAUUGAUUGCCAGAGCUCUUCAACGUAUCGGCAAUGCUUACUCCAAGUUGGAUAAUUUGGACGAAGCCAUCAAAUACUAUGGUAAAUCUUUGACUGAACACCGUACUCCUGAAACUCUCCAAAAGCUUCGUGAUGCUGAGAAGCUCAAGAAAGAACAAGAGAAGGCUGCUUACUAUAAUCCUGAACUCGCUGACAAGGCUCGUGAGGAAGGCAAUGCUCUCUUUAAGGCUGCCAAGUGGCCUCAAGCUAUUGAACAGUACACCGAAGCCAUCAAGCGUAAUGAUAAGGAUGUCAGACCCUACUCCAACCGUGCCGCUUGUUACUUGAAGUUGAUGGCUAUUCAUGAAGCCGAGAAGGAUGCUGAUAAAUGUAUUGAACUUGAUCCCACUUUCGCUCGUGGCUAUAUCCGUAAGGCUGCUGCUCAACUUGUCAAGAAGGAAUUCCAAGAGUCUAUUGAUACCCUCAACUUGGCUAAAGAGCAUGACAAGGACGGAAAGUGUGCUCGUGAGAUCCAACAACAAAUGAUGAAGGCUUACACCGCCAUGAACCCCAUGUCAGGUGCUGGUGCUGGCGAAUCACAAGAAGAGACUCUCAAGAGAGCUGCCCAAGAUCCUGAGGUUCAACGUAUUCUUGGCGACCCUGUCAUGCAACAAAUUCUCCAACAAAUGCAAGAAGAUCCCAAGGCCGCACAAGAGCAUUUAAAGAACCCUCAAAUUGCUGCCAAUGUCCGUAAAUUGAUGAGCGCUGGUGUCAUUCGUAUGGCCUAA